AUGGACUCGGUGGCUGAUUACCCGACCAUCUUCUCGUCCUUCAACCAAGAUGAUUUUCCACAGCACGAGCCCCCGAUCCCUGAGCCUCAUCUUCUGCACCAUUCAUCUCGAGACAAUCACAUCAAUCAAAGCAGUGGUGAAUCGUUACCUGAAGACUCCUCUUGCGUGGCUUGGCCUUCUGGUAUAGGAGAGGCGGCGGGAUUAUCCUUUUCAGCAGUGCCUGCCAAAGUUGGAACCCGUUUUUCCACCAGGACACUGAGGAUCUUGAAAACCUGGUUUGCGACCCAUGAACACCACCCCUAUCCCAGAACGAGGGAUAUCGAGUCGUUACAGCACCAAACUGGGCUAAACGAGCUGCAGAUAACGACCUGGCUCGCGAAUGCUCGCCGGCGAACGAAAUCCAAGAUCCCUGUCCGACCAACAAGCCCCAGCGUCCUAUCGGCCUCUAACCUUAGAUCUAUGCAGAUCCCCCCUCCGCAACGUCCACCACCACUCGAACAACUGGACCUUCUGCGAAGGUGGGAGAAUUCCCCUCUAGAGGAAGAGGCUGCGGAUGCGACAGCUAUUCUGAAUGCCAUGUCUGGGUCUGCUGGCAUCUCGGAGCCACGGAAUGGCCUGACCGCUGCUGUGAGACCGCAGCCUUCGGUUUGGGGAGAAUGGUCAUCUGCCAGCAGCGCCGGGACAUCGAACUCAAACCACAGUUCUGGUGGAUCCGCGUACUCGCAAAGGUCGGCCUCCUCGCACCUACCUUCGCAUAACUUGGGCAGAUGGACGAAGCACAAGAGGCGACGGAAUCGGGCUGCUGUCAAUGCCGCCGCGACACGUACUAAACUCUCACAAUUGCCGCGGAAGUUCCAAUGCACCUUCUGCACCGAGACCUUCGCUCAAAAACAUGGUUGGCAACGGCACGAGAAAUCGUUGCACCUCUCUCUGGAACGUUGGGAGUGCUCGCCAGAGGGACCGUACACCCAAGACGACGCCGGGCACCUGACGUGCGCCUAUUGUGCUGAGUUUGAGCCUGACUUGGAUCACUUGGCGAUGCACAAUUACGAAGUGUGCAAGAAUCGGCCAUCUGAGGAGCGAUCCUUCUACCGCAAGGACCAUCUCAGACAACACCUGAAAGCGGUGCACCAUACUAAGUUUGAAAGCCCGACCAUGGGGCAUUGGAAGCAAACAAUAAAGGAUGUUACAUCAUCCUGUGGCUUCUGUGGCCUCGCUAUGUCCUCCUGGACCGAGCGAGUCGACCAUUUAGCCGACCACUUUAAGUCGGGCGCGACGAUGGCUGAGUGGCUUGGUGACUGGGGCUUUGACAUCAACGUGGUAGAGAUGGUCCAGAACUCAAUACCGCCUUAUCUCAUCGAUUUCGAGCGGAACUCACCGUGGCCGUUCACUACGAACAGAGGGCCACCAGCAACGCCUCCCAGUGCCUUUGAGCUCAUCAAGAUAGAGCUGGACUCACUCGCCUCUCUUCAUGAUGAAAACGCCAAUCCCCCCUCUCAGGAAGAUUUACAGUACGAAAGCUGUUGCAUUAUCUCUGGAUCCGAGAUGCUUUCACCAUCACAAGAUGUCUCGGGCAAGCCACCAUCCUGGCUCCGGGAGCUCCUCAUAUCAGACGAGGACAUCCUACGACGAGCACAAAACAGGCCCCUUGGGAGCAAUUUGAAAGCUCGAGUGACUGAGUUAAGAAUAAACGGGAAGGCGGACAUCUUUGACUCAUGUAAUCUGGAGGAAGACCUCCAGGCCUUUGUUCAGCUGUCCCAGUCUCAACGUCUGGGCUCGCAGAUCGAUGACACUGACCUGCAACGCGAGGCUUGUCAGAUCGUUGAAAAUUUGGAUGCGCAGUCAAAACAGUCAUCCGUCUUUUUUGUCACCUUCCUGACGAGUCUCAUCCACAGCUCUACGCAUUGGCUCGAAUCGUUUCGUCGGCGGGCUGGAUUAUCUGCAAUGGUAGCCAACCCUGGUUUCGGGACCUCAGAACUCGUCAUGACAACAUCGAGUACGCACAGGAGCCCUGAGUGCGCGAAGCCCUCCACUGGCAUUCUGGAGAACCCGUCAAUCUACACGCCUAAUGCAGCACUCGGUUCCGUCACUGAGCUUACCCCUGGAUAUGACUCCCCCUGCUAUCAGGGAGUCGAACAGAAAGAGCCAUUGACGAACUUGUCAGGCCCACAGCAAUUCAAUUUCUUGUCUACUGACACGUUCUACUGGGGCCUAAGGCGAGAACUUUCCAGGUUCGUCGCGAUGACCAUAUCUCCAAAGAACCCUCAGUGGCACAUCCCAACAGACGAAGAGCUACAAUGCCAGGCGCGGUGGAUCAUGUUUGACAGUGACGAUACGUGGGACCAGACUCCCGCCGACAAUGUGGAGUGGCUGCUGCAAUUCAAACGCGACAAUGGCCUCACAGCCGAAUGUGGCGAUCAUGCAGUUGAGAGUUGA
This is a messenger RNA of Verticillium dahliae VdLs.17, 2436 nucleotides long. RefSeq lists its product as uncharacterized. Bases 1 to 2436 code for a protein of 811 amino acids. Lineage: Eukaryota; Fungi; Ascomycota; Sordariomycetes; Glomerellales; Plectosphaerellaceae. The record is from RefSeq and is a predicted model, not a curated record. The transcript is spliced from 3 exons. Gene Ontology annotation, molecular function: DNA binding. Gene Ontology annotation, biological process: regulation of DNA-templated transcription.